AAUUAAAUCCACUCUUUGGAAAAACUCUUUCACGUUCACUAUUGAGCAGUAGAGUGUGUACCUGCCUCUUUAAGACAGAGCUGAGCAAAGAUGAAGAGAAGGAGGGAGAAAGCUGAGAAUCCUGUUUGCUGUUCUUUUCCCAGACUUGCUUACUCUAAGGUUUUAGAGCUGGUAGGGAUGCAGGAGUUAGUUGCUGGUGUAGAGAAACUCACCUUUGAUUUGGAAAGAGAUGUUGCUACACAGAGAGGUGCCAUGCCAUUACCAUUUGUUGGAAUGGAUAAAUCUGGGGCUGCUGUAUGUGAAUUUUUCCCCUUGGGAAUUUGUAAAAAUGGACCUCUAUGCCCUUUUCGUCAUGUCACUGGUGAAAAGACCAUUGUAUGCAAACACUGGCUACGGGGACUCUGCAAGAAAGGGGAUCACUGUGAGUUUCUGCAUGAGUAUGAUAUGACAAAGAUGCCAGAAUGCUACUUCUAUUCCAAAUAUGGUGAAUGUAGUAAUCGAGAAUGCCCAUUUCUGCACAUCGAUCCAGCAUCUAAAGUCAAGGACUGCCCAUGGUAUGACCGCGGCUUCUGUAGGCAUGGGCCACUGUGUAAACACAAGCACACUCGGAGAGUCAUGUGUACCAACUAUCUAGUAGGAUUCUGCCAUGAAGGACCAAAUUGUAAAUUUGUCCAUCCUAAACUUGAUCUGCCUCAGUCUUAUGUUGAGCAGUUGAAGAAUGGAAAGACCCAUGGUCUGCGAGACGUCGAAUACAUGAAAUCCAGCCAUGCACAGAUGUCUAUACCUUCUGCUCCACCUUCUAUAAUGGAUGAUAUGGUGCCAUUUCCAAGAUCUCAGCCAUUACUGCUGCUGCAUGGGAUGCCACAGUUUAAUCAGCUCUCUGCUAUGAGCCUCAUGCAUUAUCAGCUUCGAAACAUACAGGAAGUCAUGGCAGCAUCAGCCCGAUGUGGAAUCAGGCCUCUUGAACAGGUGACAUGUUUCAAGUGUGGCGACAAAGGUCACUAUGCCAACAAGUGUGGAAAAAAGCAUGUUGGAGUGCUUGUAGAAUAGAGAAAUUUCAAGCAAGAAUGGUGAAAAUGACUAUUUGUUGAAGAGUUUAUAUUAACAAUGGUUUGUUUAUUAUAUCUUGAUGGAAAAAAAUGAGAAAAUUAAUUCUGGAGUUCAGUAUAAAAAGUAGCUUAUAUCUUUCUGAUUAAUUGCUGUUUGUUGUGUGUGACAUUUACCGGUCAGGGAAAGCGUUGUGCAUGUACAAUAAAAGCCUGCUUUGCUUGAAUCUUAAGGAAUUUAAAUGCCUAUAUAUGUUUGUCACAGCCUGUUUCUGACUGUCUUUUUCUUUUUACCUGAUGUUUACAGAUAAUUGGCCAAUGCUUAAGUUCACAACUGUACUUUAAUGAAAGCACUCUUCCAUCCUGCAUUUGGAGAAUUAAGUAGUAUAACAUUUUUAAGAGGCAGUGCUGUGAUUGUAUUUUUAACUGUGUACUUAUUUUUGUGUUGACUUUCACACGUCAAAGCAAUACUGUAGUUUACCAAUAAACAGUGUUUUUGCACAA
This is a messenger RNA of Protopterus annectens (West African lungfish), 1550 nucleotides long. RefSeq names its product cleavage and polyadenylation specific factor 4 like (gene CPSF4L). The transcript is spliced from 8 exons. The record is from RefSeq and is a predicted model, not a curated record. The coding region runs from base 91 to 1050 and encodes 319 amino acids. Gene Ontology annotation, cellular component: mRNA cleavage and polyadenylation specificity factor complex. Gene Ontology annotation, molecular function: zinc ion binding; RNA binding. Lineage: Eukaryota; Metazoa; Chordata; Ceratodontiformes; Protopteridae.